Messenger RNA from Musca domestica (house fly), 854 nucleotides. RefSeq lists its product as uncharacterized. NCBI's taxonomy places the organism in Eukaryota, Metazoa, Arthropoda, Insecta, Diptera, Muscidae. The record is from RefSeq and is a predicted model, not a curated record. The transcript is spliced from 2 exons. The coding region runs from base 111 to 797 and encodes 228 amino acids.
UUGUUUUGAUUCCCAAUUUUCAUCGUUCAUCCAUUUCUUCUUCAUUGAAAUGAAGAAGAUAGUUAUUUACUAAAUAAAUAAAAUUAAAAAAAAAAAACAAUUUAAGUGAAAUGAUGGUCGAUUUCGAAGCAAAACGUAAUGCUUUGUUUGCAUGCCUUGAUGAUGCCAGCAGUGAAUUGAAGGGUACCAGUUUAGACCAGACAAGUGUAAUUAAAAAUCCUUUAAAACGCACCUCAUCUGGAGGGACGGAGUUGGUGUACAGAAAUUCGAUUAAAAGUCCACAUAAAAAUCAAUCCCUCGAUCGUUCUCUGAAGAGUUUACGUGGAAAAGAAAGUAUAUUCAAGAAGCCGGAGUUACCCAUAUCGAGGUGUUUAAAACCCAGAACAUUGCCCGAUUUCAAGGUUAAUCCACACAAGUGGAAAAAAUACUCUUUGGAAGAUGUUGAUAUUUCCGAUCACACAAAUACAUCGGCUGCAUUUGAAUUUCUACGAGAAAUUGAUGCCCGCAAAGAAACAGAUGGGGAUGACGAAGGUCCAGAAACUGUACAGCACAAGAAAAUUGAAUUUAAAAAGUCUAGCAAAUUAAGUCGCAAUUUUAAAACGUUAAAAGCCCAAGAACAGGAGGAUGUUGAAAUUGAUUCGCCAAAGUUAAAGGGCUCAAAGCUUAUUAUGCCUGAAUACGUAAUUGGCGGUUCAAAGAAAACCAAUAAGGUUAGCAGAGUUAAAAACGAUAAAAAAGAUCGAGCUGCUGGCAAAUUAAUGUUGUCCCAUCUGCAGGAAGAAGACGAAGAAGAAUGAAUAUAUUUUGUAAAUAUCAGUGGAUUUUUAAGAAAUAUAAUAUUUUAAUAAGUAUUA